UAAAUUCAAGGUUGAUCAAGUUUUCACUUAGAUUUCAAUCGCUCGGCAGUCAGACAUUUUUAUUUUCCACAAAAGAUAUUUAUAUCUGGGUAAUUUUCUUUUCUAAAAAGAACCAAAAAUGUUGACUCUUGAGACUCGUAUAAAAAUGUCACCACAUUGCUAUAAAUGGCAAUCGGCUUGUUGGAUGGUUUUGAAGUUUAGUGAACCAAAAAUAUGGUUUCUGGCCAUUAUUGUCAUACUUAUGUCAAUUGUCUCAAUGCGUUGGCUAAGAAAAUAUAGAAAAUUGAAUGAAAUCGCCAGAAAAGUGAUGAUUGAUUUGGCCAAUGUCAAUGGAAUUGUUCGCGAUAUUGCUGAGUAUAAAAAUGCACAUUUGAAAAAUCUGAAUGAAAUUAUCAGUGUCAAGAACAAGACUGAAGAAAAACCUAAAGAACAGACAGAAGAUUCUUCAAAGAAACCACCAGCACCUCGUAGUCUCUUACAGCCACCAAAAAGGUGGCCCACGUGGAAACUAUAGUGGAAAUGACAGAAAAUGAUUUAUGCAAAUUGCCUAGUGAAUUAUGAUAAAUUUUAUUUUAUUCGUUGUAGUUAAAAAACGCUUCGAAAGAACAAAUUUGAGUUUACAACUCAAAUUUGAGUUUUACAACGAAUAACUUUCUAUUUUGAUAUAAAUUUGGAAAUUAAUUUAAUCGGA
Molecule: messenger RNA, 691 nt
Organism: Drosophila willistoni
Lineage: Eukaryota; Metazoa; Arthropoda; Insecta; Diptera; Drosophilidae
Exons: 3
Coding region: 119-514 (131 amino acids)
Source: RefSeq, a predicted model, not a curated record